CCGCCAGCGGCCCGUCCCAGCCAACGAGGGUUCUCUCGUGAUGUGCGGGUACAUGCGGUGAUGAUUCGUCAGAUUCUCCUUCAGGAUUCAGGAACGCCAGGAGAACUCCAGAAGCUCGCUAGACACGGGCCUCAAUCCUUCCCAUGGGCGCGGGUUCUUGCGCCAUUCACUGGCUGACUGAACAAUUGGUUUUGUGCUUUACCUCGGUGUGUAGCUACAUCAAUCCCUCCGACAACUGUGCUGUGCCUCACCGGCACUAUACACGACGAACAGGGUUAUCUCCAAGAUCGUCUGCGCGAUAUCUCCUGUUCCGACUCUCGUUGUCGCCAAAGUCCAGGGAGAGCACACCACAGCUAAGAAGGCAGAUGGCGACUUUCAUUCGCCUGCCCAAAGCACUUGGUAGAGUUUCCACCUACUCAUGUCUGUCGUUCGAUGUUUUUGAGUGUUCUAGAGAAAGGAGGCCCUCACUUCUUGCCCACAUUGAUCAUUACUUAUCGAGGACUUCGCCGAUCCAGCUCACUAUACCAGCUUUCCCAUGCAGGAGCGUAAGUCGGUUGCGUACAUCCAAAAAAAAAAAAGAACACAUUAAUGUAUACCCAGUUGAGUCGCAACAACAAAGUCUUAGGUCAUCUUCCUGAUUCCAGAGAAGAGCUUGCCCUUCGCCAAUUGAUGCAAUUGCCAAGGAUUUGAAGAAGAUCGACAAGCUCUGAGCUUUGACUAAGUGAUGUUCAACUUCGGAUUUGGAAUGAUCCUCAGGUACUCUUGUGCUGACAUCUUUUGAAAGGCUUCCUUAGCAGUAUCAGCGACCUAGUCUGCCGGGAUCAUGAAGCUAAGCUUCAAGCUAUCAUUCAAGGGAA
Molecule: messenger RNA, 857 nt
Organism: Aureobasidium subglaciale EXF-2481
Lineage: Eukaryota; Fungi; Ascomycota; Dothideomycetes; Dothideales; Saccotheciaceae
Exons: 1
Coding region: 144-638 (164 amino acids)
Source: RefSeq, a predicted model, not a curated record